AUGUCGCCAUUUGAGGCCCUAUAUGGAAAGAGUUGCAGGUCUCCCGUAUGCUGGGAUGAGGUUGGUGAGCGAAAGUUGCUAGGACCUGAGCUAAGACAUACCAUGAAUGAGGCAAUACAGAAGAUCCGAGCAUGUAUGCAAAUAGUUCAAAGCAGACAUAAAAGUUACUCCGAUGUUAGCCGUAAAGACCUGAAAUUUGAAACUGGUGACAAAGUGUUUUUGAAAGUAGCAACUGUGAAAGGUGUUCUAAGGUUUGGUAGGAAGGGGAAACUAAGUCCACAAUUUAUUGGACAUUUCGAGGUAUUGGAGCGAAUUUGGCCCUAUAGCUUAUCGAUUGGCGUUGCCACCAUCUCUAUCUUCGAUUCACAGUGUUUUCCAUGUUUCGUUGUUGAGGAAGUAUGUGAUGGAUUCAUCCCAUGUGGUGGACUUUGA
This is a messenger RNA of Benincasa hispida (wax gourd), 432 nucleotides long. RefSeq lists its product as uncharacterized. Lineage: Eukaryota; Viridiplantae; Streptophyta; Magnoliopsida; Cucurbitales; Cucurbitaceae. The record is from RefSeq and is a predicted model, not a curated record.